Messenger RNA from Solea solea (common sole), 1798 nucleotides. RefSeq names its product RNA binding fox-1 homolog 1, like (gene rbfox1l). Gene Ontology annotation, cellular component: nucleus; cytoplasm. Bases 299 to 1477 code for a protein of 392 amino acids. The transcript has 12 exons. The record is from RefSeq and is a predicted model, not a curated record. NCBI's taxonomy places the organism in Eukaryota, Metazoa, Chordata, Actinopteri, Pleuronectiformes, Soleidae. Gene Ontology annotation, biological process: nervous system development; regulation of alternative mRNA splicing, via spliceosome. Gene Ontology annotation, molecular function: mRNA binding.
UGCUUUCUCUUUCACUGCUCGAUAUCCUGUGUUUUCCUGGGAGGACAUUGGUUGUUUGAGGAACUGUCUUGGCAUUUUCAGAUUUGACUUGUUUGUGAGGUUUAACAGAUUCUUAAACCUCUUUCUGCUCACCCUCUUGGAUCUUCUGUUUUCUCCUGUUGGGAUUUUUCUUCUGUUUUCCCUGCCUGAUUGGCUGCGCUCCUGUGUGCAUAUCAACCCUUUCCUUUCCCCCACUCUCCUUUUCCUCUUCCUCCCAUCUUCCACUGUUCCCUGUCUCCUUGUGCUUAGUUUUUGGGCUAUGCUCUCCUCACCCACUGUGAUUCUCCAGCCUUAUGGACUGCCUGUCUACCCACAGACAACCACAUGCUACCCCAGCCUAGUUCAGGGAGGGCCCAGCCAGGAGGCCGGUCCUGGCAGUGGCGACCCGGCCCUGCCCCAGGUCUACGCCCAACCCCCCUCUUACCCGCCGCCAGGUCAAGGCCCGCCAACAUCUGCGGGCAGACUGCCUCCUCUGGACUUUAGCUCUGCACACCCCGGCUCAGAAUACCCUGAACACCCCCAGCUGAGAGUCUAUCAGGGCCCUCAGCUCGAUGGGGCCGAGACUCUGACCUCCAGUGUCGCGGAGGAUACUCUGGCCCCCCAGACCUCUGACCCCCAGUCCCUGAGUGUGUCAGUGUCAUCAGGAGGCGGAGCAGGAAGUGGAAGUGAGGAGGAGGGGUCAGGUAAGGCCCAGCCCAAACGCCUCCACGUCUCCAACAUCCCGUUCCGCUUCAGAGAUCCAGACCUCCGCCAGAUGUUUGGGCAAUUUGGCAAGAUCCUUGAUGUAGAAAUCAUCUUCAAUGAGAGGGGGUCAAAGGGCUUUGGAUUUGUCACAUUCGAGAGCGCAAAUGAGGCCGACCGAGCACGAGAGAAGCUCAACGGAACCAUCGUGGAAGGAAGAAAGAUUGAGGUGAAUAAUGCCACAGCAAGAGUGGUGACGAAGAAGCCCCAGACGCCUCUGGUGAACGGUGACAUUUCAACUUCUGGCUGGAAGAUCAACCCUGUCAUGGGAGCAAUGUAUGCACCUGAGCUCUACACAGCUCCCCACUCGUUCCCCUUCCCCUCAGUUGCCAGUUUCCCGUACCCUGUAGCGACUCCCACCUUGGCCUAUCGGGGCUCUGCUUUGCGAGGUCGAGGUCGAGCCGUGUACAACACGAUUCGCUCGGCUGCAGCCACACCUACUGCUGUACCUGCUUAUCCUGGGGUUGUAUAUCAGGAUGGUCUGUACGGAGCAGAAGUCUAUGGCGGCUAUCCAGCAGCUUACAGAGUGGCUCAGUCAGCAACUGCUGCCACGGCGACCUACAGUGAUGGAUACGGGCGGGUGUAUACCACAACUGCAGACCCUUACCACCACUCCGUCGGACCAACGACGACAUAUGGCGUUGGCACAAUGGCCAGUUUGUACAGAGGAGGAUACAACAGGUUCACCCCAUACUGAGUCACCCGGCUGUGGGGGGAGGACGGGCUUGUCUCUGUUGAACUCUGGGAUUUGGCUCCCACAUGGACGCCGCAGGAGGACAGGUCGUGAGACAUGGUUUCGCCCUCCUGUCCCCAUCGCAGCCUUCGUCUCUGCCUCACUCAGAGAGACUGAACAGACUGAUGUUGUAAAUACUGCUCUAGAGAUAGUUAUGUAAUAUAUACUGAUUCUGAAUUGAAAGGGUGAUUACUGGAGGUCACUGUGUGAGGAAGACUCUUGUGAUUUGUAUGUGGGAUUUGUCAAGUUUUCAUGGGUCAAACUGUGCAAAAAAAAAAACAAGAA